This is a messenger RNA of Chara braunii, 942 nucleotides long. The record is from the annotation of a GenBank genome assembly. NCBI's taxonomy places the organism in Eukaryota, Viridiplantae, Streptophyta, Charophyceae, Charales, Characeae.
CGCUACCGGCGGGCCGUCGAUAAAUCGUAUCGACAGCCCGCGCCGCUUCAAAAAAGGACUUUUAGUCGCAGAAGAUGAGAUUCCAAUUCGAUCUCAAUGGUCCCCCACCGGAGUGCACAGAUGAUGUUUAUUCAGAGCCAGUGCAGCCUGUUGAGAGAGGCAGUGGCGCCAGCAGCGCUGGUAUGCGCGAUGAAGACACCUUUGGGGGCUGCCGAUUAUGCAAGAGAAAUUGCAGUAUUUGCGGGGAGGUUCGGGAACUGCCGGCAGAUGUACUGGAAGCCUUGGAGCAGAAGAUGCAGCAGGACGAUAUGGAAUUUGUGUGUAGUAUGGCUGGAUACCAGUGCUAUGACUAUGUUGUCGAUACUAAGGAGAAGAGGCAAUCAUCUGGCACGCCUGUUUUAUCGAAAAGGCCUAAAGCAGAGCAUCAGCCUCCAACUGUUCUCAAGCCUGUUAAAGUUGAGCAGACACAGAGCGAUGACCGCAGCUGUAGUGGCAAGAAAUCUGUGGAAGAGUGUGGAAGCUAUGCAGACUUGCAGAAGAUGAUAGAAUUCCUGAAGAAAAAUAGCCACCGUGAUUUAUCAGUGAAGGAGGUUGUGCAACACAUGGGGAGACCUGUGGUCAAGCUUGUUGCUGCUCUGGAACAUUUGGCUGAGCCCGACAUCAAGCAAAUGCUGGUGAGGAUUCUUCUGAAUGAAGUUUGAGAGGAAGAAGAGGAAGGAUGUUGGAAGCUCAUUUAUCUUUUCUGAAAGUUUUCUCAUUUGUAGUAAUAUUGUAAAUGCAAGAUGUGCAAAUGUUAAGUGAGCGACACGUUCUGGUCCUUGCUUUCUGAAUCCAUAUGCACGUAAUGACAUGUGUGUGUGUGUGUGUGUGUGUGUGUGUGUGUGUGUGUGCAUGUAAAAAAGAAGUCACGAAUCAUCCAUGAAACAAAAGAAGUACAGAUAC